UUCACGUGACCGCAACUUUCAGCUACUUCAUCAUGGCUUUUCCUACAGACGAGCAGUUCAGUGCCUUGCAGCUUUUAUUAAAGGCUCAGUCUAAAGAUGCAGUCCGGCAGAUUUGCGCAGAGAGUUACCCAGCUGCAGCGCUCAAGUCUCAGUAUCUGGUGGAAAACACCGCAAAUGUGCUGUCCGUGUCCAAUGAUGAAGCUAUUCGAGUCCUGACAGCAUUUCACGCGCUUUCGCAUCAUGUUGUGUACCAUAAUUUAACCUCUCCAGACCAGAUCCUGCAUGUUUUCCCAGAAUCAUUCCACUCAAAUCUGAAGAACCUGAUAACCAAAAUUAUCUUGGAGAACAGUGUCACUUGGAGAAAUGAAGCUUUGUCCAGUCAAAUUUCACUUCCAAAGCUGGUGGAUAUGCAGUGGCGAGUAGAUAUGAAGACAGCCUCAGACUCUUUAAGUCGUAUGGCUGUGCCAACCUGUCUGCUACAAAUGAAACUCGAUGACACGCCAUACAAUGUUGGCAGUCCAAAUGAUUCCACAGUUACAGUGGAGCUGAGCAAAGAGACACUGGACACUAUGAUAGAUGGCUUGGGUCGCAUCAGAGACCAGCUGACAGCAGUGGCAAGGAAAUAGAGCAGGAGGGAGAAUCUCGCACACACCAGUUUAUGGACAUUCAGACAAAGAAUGAAUGAACAUCAAAAGAAUGUUGAAAAUGUAAAUGGAAGUUAAUAAAUAAGGAAUUGUUAUCUGAUACACUGUAUAAUAUGUUUGAUAUUUUGAUGUUUAAUGUACAGAAACAUUGUCAUACAAGUUGUCUUUUACAAACAAUUUUCUCAUUUCUUAAGUAUUUUAUAGUGGCAUGAGCAUUAAAAAAAGUUAUGUAAAAACAUGAUCAGUGUUUGCGAAAAUGAAAUAAAUUCUGUC
This is a messenger RNA of Triplophysa rosa, 917 nucleotides long. RefSeq names its product COMM domain containing 9 (gene commd9). The coding region runs from base 33 to 626 and encodes 197 amino acids. Lineage: Eukaryota; Metazoa; Chordata; Actinopteri; Cypriniformes; Nemacheilidae. The transcript is spliced from 6 exons. The record is from RefSeq and is a predicted model, not a curated record.